Molecule: messenger RNA, 297 nt
Organism: Plectropomus leopardus (leopard coralgrouper)
Lineage: Eukaryota; Metazoa; Chordata; Actinopteri; Perciformes; Serranidae
Source: RefSeq, a predicted model, not a curated record
UUUGUCCUGUCUGUCAGAAAGCAGAAGGAAGGUAAUUAUGACCUGGUGUCUGGUACUCGAUACCGAGGCAACGGAGGCGUGUACGGCUGGGACCUGCGCAGGAAACUCAUCAGUCGGGGAGCCAACUUUUUAACUCAAGUGUUGCUGAGACCCGGAGCUUCAGACCUCACAGGCAGCUUCAGGUUGUAUAAGAAGGCUGUGCUGGAGAGUCUGGUGGAGCGGUGCGUGUCCAAAGGCUACGUCUUUCAGAUGGAGAUGAUCGUCCGCGCCAGACAGCUCAACUACACAAUCGGAGAA